UAGUUAAAAGUCGUGAAACGUCAUUUGCUGGCCAUUAUUGUUACGCGAAGGUUGUACCACGCUUUUUGUCCCUUCACAGUCGCCGUAGAAGAAAAACAAGCAUGGCUGCCUCCUUACUGUCUCAGGCCAUAAGGAGAUGCUCAGCACACACAUGCACUGUUGCUUUCAGGAGGGGUUUGAGUUCAGGUGCUGCUCCAUCCUCUGUUUUCACCAGGUUCCUCUUAAAACUCAAUCACACGUUUUAUGAUGUUGAAAACAUUGUCGGCUGGAGCAGCUGGAUGAGAUCACGAGUGGUCAGACGUAAGAAUAGGUUGUUCGGUUACACACAGCAGAAGUUUGGUGAUAAUAUAGCAGCGGCUUAUUACAUUCUUAGUCUCAGAGGAAGCUUCAGAUUUGCUGGUGAGUCUGAGUGGUUUCGUCCAGACUCUAGAGGAAAAUUCAGCUAUGAGUUUUUAAACACACCGGACUUGCAUAUCGAGCAAGUGGAUCUGAGUGGCACCCUGAUAAACCACGAAGGACUUGAUAACCUUGUAAGGCAAAAUAAACUUCAAACUCUUUGCCUUCGUGGAUGUCCUGAAGUGGAUGACUGGUUCCUCGCCCGUCUGCAUGUGUUUGGUGAGAGUUUAUUGGAGUUAGAUCUGUCUCAUUGUUCCCGUAUCACGGUGGGAGGACUCGCUGCUUUACAGAAUCUCAGAAAGUUACAGCAUCUGGAUAUUUCAGCACUCCCUCAGCUGCAGAGUCCAGGCCUGGUGCAGAUUUUACUAGAAGAAAUGCUGCCGCACUGCCGGAUCAUUGGAGCCGAAUAUGAGCAGGGCCUAAUCCAGACAGACAGCCAAGAGCCACCAGAAGACCAGAAUGAAGCAUCUUUACACACUAAUACUGGACUCAAACAUACAUGAACUUACACACAGAUACUGUACGAUGGUGGAACUGCUGAUAGUUGAAAUGUACAGUAGAUUACUGUACCCAUAACCCUGCUGUCAUCAUAAAAUUAUGUUGUUUCUAUCAUUGUGCUUGUAAAUGACAUACACAAGGGGUGGACAAAAUAAUAUUAACACACAUUGCUAUAGUGCUAAUGUGAUGCAACAAACAUUGCUUACUUAAAACAGUUAGGUUAUCAUGGAAUUUCAGGAAUAUCAUGGAAUUUUCAAAGGUCUUUUCCAGACAUUAAAGUCAUGGAAUAUCAGG
This is a messenger RNA of Misgurnus anguillicaudatus (oriental weatherfish), 1188 nucleotides long. RefSeq names its product distal membrane arm assembly component 2 (gene dmac2). The record is from RefSeq and is a predicted model, not a curated record. Lineage: Eukaryota; Metazoa; Chordata; Actinopteri; Cypriniformes; Cobitidae.